Molecule: messenger RNA, 3184 nt
Organism: Carlito syrichta (Philippine tarsier)
Lineage: Eukaryota; Metazoa; Chordata; Mammalia; Primates; Tarsiidae
Gene: RPUSD4
Product: RNA pseudouridylate synthase domain containing 4
Exons: 7
Coding region: 34-1161 (375 amino acids)
Biological process (GO): pseudouridine synthesis
Molecular function (GO): pseudouridine synthase activity; RNA binding
Source: RefSeq, a predicted model, not a curated record
GUGGUCUCGGCUAGUCCCGCCCUUCUUGGCAAGAUGGCGGCCCCCAGCAGUAGCGCGGUAGGCCUCUGGAUACGGGGUACCGGCCAGAGUUUGGGAAGUCUCUUCACUCUUACAAAGCCGUUUUGUUCUGCCGCCGCUGCCUCUAAGUCCCUGAAUGCCCAGCAAUUAGCAGAGAGGCUCCGAGCCCAGAAACGGGAACAAAAGACGAAGAAGCCGAUGCCCACAAACCCUGUUCAGCGAAGGGUGCAAGAACUAGUGAGGUUCACACAACAGCUGCAGCGAGUCCACCCCAACGUGCUUGCUAAGGCACUGAGCCGAGGGAUUCUCCACCAGGACAAGGACCUUGUGGUCAUCAAUAAACCUUAUGGUCUCCCAGUGCAUGGUGGCCCUGGAGUCCAGCUCUGCAUCAGUGAUGUACUGCCUAUUCUGGCAAAGAUGCUUCAUGGUCACAAGGCAGAGCCCUUGCAUCUGUGCCACCGACUGGACAAGGAGACCACAGGAGUAAUGGUGUUGGCUUGGGAGAAGGAUGUGGCACAUCAAAUCCAAGAGUUGUUUAGAACCCGUCAGGUGGCAAAGAAGUACUGGGCCAUCACUGUACGCGUCCCUGUGCCCUCAGCAGGAGUUGUGGAUAUCCCCAUCAUGGAGAAGGAAGUGCAAGGCCACCAGCAACACCACAAGAUGACGUUGUCCCCGAGUUACCGCAUGGACAAUGGGAAAAUGGUGAAAGUGCGGAGUAGCCGGAAUGCACAUGUUGCUGUAACUCAAUACCAGGUGCUAAGCAGCACUCUCUCCUCUGCCUUCUUGGAGCUCCAGCCCAUUACUGGAAUAAAACAUCAGCUUCGAGUUCACUUGUCUUUUGGAUUGGAUUGUCCAAUCCUUGGUGAUCACAAGUACUCUGACUGGAGUAGUUUGGCGCCCCAGAAGCUCUCCGUUGGCACUCUGAAGAAGCUGGGGCUGGAACAAUCGAAGACCCGCCAUAUCCCCCUUCACCUGCAUGCCCGGCAGUUGAUUCUGCCUGCCCUGGGGUCCAGGAAGGAGGAACUCAACUUGGUCUGCAAACUUCCUCACUUCUUUGUACAUUCCCUGCGCCGUCUGGGUUUAGAGAUGCCAAGUCAGGAUCAAAAUAGGGACAGUGAACUUGGGCCUCUGGGAGCACAGUGAAAACCCUGGAAGCAUCUGGCAUCUGGGAGCAUACACAGGCCCCUGAACUCUUCAUUUUGUUUCCUGGACUCUGCCAACUUCUUACUUGAACAGACUCCAAAAGAGUCAGGUGGGAUAAGUUGAAGCAGCUCGACUACAGUGUUCUUAAUGGAGAAUAAAGUCAGUUUCCUGACAGUUUGACUACACUGUUGAAAAGCUUGCUGCAAGUCUCCCUGCCACAGAAUCUCCUUGCGAAGAUGGAAGAAAGCCCAGGACCAGGCAGAUUGGGGCGAUGACUGGAAAAGGAGAACUAAAGGACAGAAUCUAGGGUCGGGAACUGUUUUCAUUCAACAGCAAAACUCUUUAACUACAAGGAAGGUUCCCAUGGUUGGAAAGAACAUACUGAUUAAACAUCUCAGGGGGUCCAGGGAUUUGUCAAGCUGUAGCAUGGGUGCCUUUCUGCUCUCUGGAACCUGAGAAGAGGGUGGUUAGGGGAUAUCGAGGUGGGGUAGUUGAUAAGGAAAGCCGAUGUGAAUGGCAGUCAGGUAAUGCAAAUGAGUGAAGUUGGCAAAGAGGUAAGGCAGUGGUGGGGGUAACAAACCAGGGAGCAUACAUACUAACAAUUGUUAGCUCCAGCUGGUUGUCGCCAUGUGGCAAUGGAUUUUCCCAUGUUUUCAGAGAAUCAGGAAACACAGAGAUUUAUGUGAAAUUUCACAACGUAUUGCCAACUAAAUCAAAUGAAUGGUGCAGGAGUUUGAGGAAAGCUGUCAUCUUGAAAGUGCUGGAUCAGUGGUUAGCAUUUUAGCUGCUUGUAGUAUCUGUCCUUUCUAGACUAUGGCAUGGCUUUGGUUGGUCCAUAAAUGUGUGGUUAUAAGGGUGCUACCAUUUGAGAAAAUCUUUAUUUUGGAAACACACCUCCUGUUCUUGGGUCUCAGGAAGGAGAGGGCCAUGCUGGACACUACUAGAGAUGAAUGGAAAUGACCUUGACUUUCCUGCUUAGUUGGUCCAUCUAGCUCUCACCUUGUUUCUUGCAAACAAAUACACCUUAAAUCACUUUGGGCUGAGCUGAAGAAAGCUGGAGUGACAGAACUGCCUUUAUAUGUUCCCUCUGAUGCCACUUUCUAAACCCCCUUCCCUGUUUCCAUGAUACUAUUACUGUGCAUGGUGAAUUGAAAGCACAGGUGAUAUAGCCUUUUGUUUUGUAGGGCCUAAAUAUUUUGACUGUUGUUUCUGUUUCUAGUAAACCAUGCUUCUCCAGCUAAAGGGACAAGGAUGUGACACUUAGGAAGUAUUGACAGUUUGACUUUGAUUCAGGGAGACUGAUGAACAGGAAUACCCACAAGAAUAGAGAACUAUCUUAGAAGAGCAGAUGAUGGAAAGUUAGAAUUGAAAAAUACGGAAAAAGGAGCUAGUCAGGGUACAUUUGGAAAAGUGACGUAUGAUUGACAUCUCAUUAUCCUGUUUGGGCUCUUCUAGGAUGUGAAUCUACAGUCUUUAACUUGGCAAACUGAGGAGUCAGUCGGUUGAAAGUAUAUGGGGUAUUCACUCAUUUCAAGGAGCUUCUCAUUAGCUGGGAAAAUUUGAUGAGUAAUGAGUAAGUGCAAAGCAGGGCUAUGGUUGCCUCAGCCGGCACGUUGGAGCCACACUGAGAACUAGCUGUGUGUCACUCACUGUAUCAGUUGCACCAUGGAAGCUGCUCUGCUCUUCUGAUCUUUUUUAGCUCUUCAGUGCUAGGUUUAGUGCUGGUUGCUGUUCUGAGAGCUACCAAAUUAGUGACAGUUGGCUUUUUGAAAAUUCCUAAGCCACCCUGGGAUUCAGGGGACUGGGGCAGAUGUCCACAUCAGUGCACAGCUAGCUUCUUCAGUGCUGACUGGGUCAUGGGAUGCUUGAGGAUCAGGACAGUGACCCUAAGCAACCUAGUUGAAGAUCUGCAACUUAGGGUGUUGGGGGAGCAGGGUAGGCCCUAUGAUUAUAGUUUGUCAGAGGAAGCAGAAAUAUUCUGGUAUGGUGUUUCAUCAGCCAUAAAAAGUGUGACUUAUAAAAA